Molecule: messenger RNA, 3654 nt
Organism: Pyrenophora tritici-repentis Pt-1C-BFP
Lineage: Eukaryota; Fungi; Ascomycota; Dothideomycetes; Pleosporales; Pleosporaceae
Source: RefSeq, a predicted model, not a curated record
AUGGCCCCCGGCAAGACAGCCCCACGGCUACUCCAAGAUCUCUUCACAUACGACCCGCGACACGAGGAACGCGCUGGCCGCAACCUGUUGACGAGUGCGCCGCCGCAACAUGACACACAGGCACCAGCCGUCCCUGCCGUACCCUACAGGAACUGCCGACACAACUUGCUCGUCAAGCAAGAGCAGUCGCUUGGUCUUGCCCCAGACGGCGAGUUAGGCCUGGAAUCUGCCUACCGUAUUGCUUCAUACUGUUCAACUUGUCGCUGGCAUGUCGACGUGCUUGUCCAGCACCAAUCUGGCACUGCCAAUAUAAAAUCUUGUGGAAAGGGCAAUCAAGAAUAUGCUUUGCACCAUUUCCUCUACCAUGGCGAAGACGAUUCGAACGGCAGCGACAGGCUCGACGCCCAGCUACGACCACGCACCUACACCUUCCGCUGCUCCGCCCCAGAAUGCGCCGUCGAAGUUCGGAUAAGCCUGAGGCCGCCUCGCUUCUCCGACCAGGACAUUGAUACCCUGACAAACCAGGCCCAGUUGAGGAGGCGAUUGGAGGCGGCGAAGCGCAUUGCUGGCGACCGAGCCGACACAGUCAUGGCACGUAGGGUUGAUGGCCCUGACUAUCUCAACACAUACCUGCAGGAUUCCCUCAACCCAACCAAGGGCAAAGCACGGAUACCCUUGCUGAACAAGAAAUUUCUCAAGACGUUUGGUAGGGACUGCGACUUGAUUCUCAAGCGUUUGGGGUUCGAAAACCGUCAAGAAGAAGACGAAGACGGCACCCUUGUUGAAGUCUGGUACCUCCCUAAGCCGGAGGAGCCCGCCACCACGGGGACAACACUACGCGAAACUAUCGAGGAUGCUCGCUAUGAACUUAACUCCAUCAUACUUGACAUUCCUCAGAGUGAACGUGUGAACUGCAGACACCAACCGUUUGAUUGUAAUCCAGCAAGACCCUAUCUUGAACAGGCACUAGCAUGCGCAGAUUAUGCCAAGGCUCAGGGACGGGAGACACGCAACACAAACCACGAAGAGGAUCAUCCCUACUACGCUAGUCUAGGUGCAGUUGGUGACUUUGACGACGCCUUGAUUCUCUUCGCCUUCUCCCGACAAUGUGCUUUGGACAUUGAAAACAAGAGUUACUAUUUUGAAUGCUUACAGGAUCUGGCAGCUGGUCGCAAAAGUGAGGUGCUUGGCAUGCAGGUUGCUAUGCUGGCCUCGAAGGGAGUUACUACUAAACGGGAGACAGAGCGCGCAUACCAGUAUUUCGGUAUCGACCCGACCCACGCAGGCGUCAUUAGCGACGACCACAUUAUAGGCUGCUUUAGAUCAAGGCUAUCAGAUAUUAGCCUUAUACAGGCCGAGGAGGCGAGAAAGCAACUGCGAGUUCUAGGCGAUGUGCGCGAUAGUGACAGGAUACGAGCCGAAGCGUCUGGUUCCAUCGAAACAUACGAGCAAGCCAUGGCAUGGUUCGAGCUCGAGCACGGCGCGGCUGACGACUUUGUCCAGACCAUGUAUUCGUUAAAGACUCAAGAUAACCCUGCAGAGGUGGAAACUGCGCAAAAGGCAUUGCGUGUGAUAGCAGAGCAUCGGCAGAGCGAACGACUACGCAAUUUCCUCAAGUUCGGGACCAUCAGCGAGCCUGAGAUGGAUCUAGGCGACGCAUAUGCUGCCUUCAACGUAGCUGACAGGAGCGUGGCGCUCGAUCCAGCCGUUUUGGAGUCCGUGCUCAGCACCUACGACAUCGGUUCGAAUGAAAGGGAAAGGAUGGAGAGAGCUUGUGCCCUCAUCCAACAAGAUCAGUCUCAGAGGUUUGAUAACCAACCGUCGAACUCUAGCAUGCCAGUGAUGCGGCGUAACAACUAUCCUCUUGAGACGUGGCCAGUGGGUCUUCGCAAUAUCGGCAACACAUGCUACCUCAACAGUGUACUUCAGUUCCUCUUCACCAUCAAGCCACUAAGAGAACUCAUUCUUAACUGUGAGCAUCACAUGCAAGACAUCUCACCAGAAGCUCUAAAGGACAAGAAAGUCGGUCGCAUCGCUGUCACAGCGGAGAGGGUGGUGACAGCGCAAAAAUUCUACGGCCCCAUGCUACCACCUGCUGCUGAGCUAUUCACACCUGCUGAUGUUCCUGCGGGUUCUCUUAUCAGCGUUGAUGACACCAGCCCGGCCGACUCGGAUAUGAAGGACGGCGAUGCAGAGCCCAUCACUCCUGCAGACUCAGUCAUGGACGACGAUACCACUGCGCGGGACCAUGAUUCAACGAAACAGUCGAAACCAGAUGAUAGUGAUAUGCCUGCUCCACCGACCCGGCCCCCGCCGGUUCCACCACGAGCGGACCCCAAGCCAGCCAUCAAACCAGCUGUACCGUCCAGCACUAAGAUCGGCAGGAUUGAGGAGAGCGCUCGACAGCAAGAUGCGGCCGAAGUAAUGGCCAACAUAUUUGAUCUCAUACGUUGCGCAAUUACGGGCGACACCAUCCUACGGGAAGGCGAGCAAGGAGAUGCUAUCAAGGACCUGUUCUUUGGAGAAGUCACGACGGUCAUGGAGAAACCAGGAGGAACAGAGAAAGCCCAUGAAUUCCGAGAUCAUUUCCUUGUCGCUACUGGUCGGCGCGAUCGCUCACUCUACGCUACACUAGACGAAGAUUUUGGCCUGAGCGAGAUAGAGGGCGGUGGCGGUUCGAGAUAUGACUAUGUCGAGCGCCCCGCACCCAUCCAGAUCAUCAACGUGAAGCGAUUGCAGUUCGAAAAAGGCGAGGCUAUAUAUGACCGUUCUCACGUCGGUCUCGAAAAGGUCAUGUAUCUCGACCGGUAUCUUGCACAGACGCCUACCCUAAGCGAGGAUCAGUUGCUAGACCUUCGUAAGACGCAAUGGGCAAAGCAAAAGCAACUACGGGGGCUUGAGGCGAAGAGGACAAAGCUUCAGACAACGGGACUCGAGGGCAUGAAUCUCCCCGAGUGUCUUGAGGCCACUAGCGACUAUAUUAACAGCCUGAUGACAGAAAAAUCAGAAGAACAAAGUCACGAGGCAGCAACAUUAAUCUCUCUCCCGACACCACCUCCCGAACUAUCCGACACCCUCCAGAACAGCGCUGUGGACCUUGCCAUCGAACUCUCCGGCAUCGACGCCCAAAUCAGCAGCCUAGAAUCAGAGAUCGACAACGUCUUCCGCGAUUGCAACUCUGUCCCUUACCGUCUCCACGCCAUCUUCACGCACCGUGGCGACGUCAAGGGCGGCCACUACUGGAUCUACAUUUACGACUUCCAGAGCAACGAAUGGCGCAGCUACAACGACGAGAGCGUGGAAAAAGUGGUAGACGAAGGCGAAGUACUAAACAAGGAGGACAAGAUCCGCCCCAAAGUCAGCGCUGGCGUCGUCUACGUAAGGGCCGAUCUAGCGGAACAGUACACACAGGCCGUAUGCAGGAAACCCGAGCGCACCGACCAUGAAGAACCCAAGCCAGAUAUCGAAAUGCAGGAUUUCCUCGUUGAUUCAGAUGACGAGAUGCCGGCUUUGGAACCUGUGGAUAUGGCCAACAUUCCGGUCAUUGAAGGCGUGGAGAAGGCCUCCUGCCUUGUGGCCACGAUGCACGUUGGGGAGAAGAGGAGUGGCUCGGGUAUGGAGUCGCCACCUAAGAGGAACAAGGGCGUUGAGUGA